Molecule: messenger RNA, 2244 nt
Organism: Theobroma cacao (cacao)
Lineage: Eukaryota; Viridiplantae; Streptophyta; Magnoliopsida; Malvales; Malvaceae
Product: transducin family protein / WD-40 repeat family protein
Molecular function (GO): protein binding
Source: RefSeq, a predicted model, not a curated record
UCUAUGCUCUCUAUACAUAGCUUUCGGUGGUGGUGCUUUUCGGUAUUCUCCUUCAAUCUACAUUCCCCCCUUUCUCUUCUCCUCCCUUCCCUUCUCCUUCACAUUUCUCUUUAAUACCAACUGCAAUUUGGCUUCUUCCUCUCUUUUCCGUUCCGUUUCACUGGGAAUGCGUUCCGGUAGGAAAUUUAUGGGCUGAGUUAGGCAUUUCAUGGGAGUGAUAGAAGAUACCGAACCACCCUUGAAACGUGUGAAAGGGCCCUUGGACGAAUCAAAGAGCUCGCCAGAGGAUCAUUUGACUGCAGAACCUGUUUCUUGCUCUUUGGGAGCCCAGAUGGCUAGGCCUCUAACCUCCCAAGGGGAUGGGGAAACAAUAGGUUCAAAAGGUGUUAUCAAAAAGGCUGAAUUUAUUAAACUUAUAACUAGGGCAUUGUACUCGCUUGGUUAUGACAAAAGUGGUGCCCUUCUAGAGGAGGAGUCUGGAAUACCGUUGCAUUCUCCAGUGGUUAAUUUGUUUAUGCAGCAAGUGACAGAUGGGAAGUGGGAUGAUAGUGUUGCCACAUUGCAUAUGAUUGGUGUCUCAGAUGAAACAAUUGUGAAAUCAGCAUCUUUCUUGAUAUUGGAACAGAAGUUCCUUGAACUUCUGAAAAUGGAAAACGUCACUGCUGCAUUGGAUACGCUAAGGAAAGAGAUUGUGCCUCUUCGUAUCAAUAUGAACCGGGUUCAUGAGCUUGCUGCCUGUAUCAUCUCUCCUUUGCAAUGUGUAAGACUUGGGAUUUCUGGUCAAGAUAGUGAGGGGACGAAGUCAAGGGCAAAGAUUCUGGAAAAACUACAAAAGUUGCUUCCUGCCGCAGUUAUGAUUCCUGAAAAAAGGUUAGAACAUCUUGUUGAAAGGGCACUUGAUGUUCAACGAGGGGCUUGUGCGUUCCAUAAUGCCUCAGAUAGUGAUCUUUCUUUGUACUCAGAUCAUUAUUGUGGGAAAAGUCAGAUUCCUUCCCAGACAUUGCAGAUACUACAAGCGCACAAUGAUGAAGUUUGGUUUUUGCAAUUCUCACACAAUGGCAAAUAUUUGGCCUCAUCAUCCAAGGAUCAGUUGGCAAUUAUAUGGGAGUUUAACGAAAAUGGUCAAGGAUCUCUGAAGCAUACUCUAUGCGGCCAUCAGAAACCAGUAUUAACCGUUUCAUGGAGCCCGGAUGAUAGCCAAAUCCUUACUUGUGGACAAGAGGAGGGUAUCAGGCGUUGGGAUGUCAGUUCUGGGGAAUGCCUCCAUGUUUAUGAAAAAUCUGGUGUAGGUUUGAUUUCUUGUGGAUGGUUUCCUGAUGGUAGAGGGAUAUUUGCGGGGAUGACCGACAGGAGCAUCUGCCUCUGGGAUAUGGAUGGAAGAGAGCUGGAAUGCUGGAAAGGACAGAGGACACUUAAAAUUUCGGAUAUGGCCGUAACUGAUGAUGGUAAGAGGAUCAUAAGCAUAUGCAGAGAAUCUGCUAUACUAUUGCUCGACAGGGAAGCAAAAUUUGAGAGACUGAUUGAAGAGGUGGACAUGAUUACUUCAUUCUCAUUAUCAAAAGACAAUAAGUUCUUACUGGUCAAUCUUAUAAACCAAGAAAUCCAUCUCUGGAGCAUAGAAGGUGAUCCUAAACUUGUGUCGAAGUACAAAGGUCACAAACGUACCCGAUUUGUAAUUAGAUCUUGUUUUGGCGGUUUGGGGCAAGCUUUUAUUGCAAGUGGUAGUGAGGAUUCACAGGUGUACAUAUGGCACAGAUGCUCGAGGGAGCUCCUAUUGGCACUGCCUGGACAUUCUGGAGCUGUUAAUUGUGUGAGCUGGAAUCCGGCUAACCUUCACAUGCUUGCUUCUGCUAGUGAUGACCGAACUAUUCGAAUUUGGGGGUUAGAUCACUUUAACUUGAAACACAGAGAUCAGAACAAUGGUGCCAUCCACCACUGUAAUGGAAGGAGCUGAAACAAUUUGUACGCUGUCAAAUAAUUCCUCAAGUUGUAGCACCUUCAUUGACAUUUGUGUAAAUUCUACAGUCAUUUGCUUCUGUCCUUUAGCAUCCAAAAGCAGGCAAAGAGCCAAAGCUAUCUGCUAUGACACAUUUAGCUUGAUAACCAUUACUUCUCCUUCACGGCCUUUGAUCCUGAUGUAGGUUAUGGCAUUGUUAGAUUAAUUUUCAACUUUAUUUCCUUUUUUUUUAGGUUCCGAAAACGCUGGCGUAAAGCAUAAAAUCUAAAGUAGGAUAGAUUCUUGGC